Punica granatum (pomegranate) is the source of this 833-nucleotide messenger RNA. The record is from RefSeq and is a predicted model, not a curated record. NCBI's taxonomy places the organism in Eukaryota, Viridiplantae, Streptophyta, Magnoliopsida, Myrtales, Lythraceae.
CCCCCCCCCCCCCCCCCCCCCUCUCUCUCUCUCUCUCUGUAUAUAUAUAUAUAUAUAUGACGGUGAUGAUGAUCACAGAACUCCAUCUAUAUAUUAACUCCCCUUCUCUUCUUCUCUUCAGAGUACAAUAUCUUCUCCUUCACAAAAAGCAUCGUCCGAUAAAUGUCGAGGAAAUCAAGCAACCGCGUUUGUUUCAGUCCUGACAUGAACGAUACUAACCCUACGAUCUUCGUCAAGCAUCACAUGCAUCCUUGCACUCUGAAUAGGAAGCCAAGCAGCGGAGGGGCUUGGGCGUUCAGGUUGGUCUCAAGAGACUUGCAUCUUUCACGAUCACCCGUUCAGUUCUUCCGGCGGCUCGGGGACAAGACCGCGAAAGUCUUGAGGCUUGUUUACUCUCAGAGGUCGUCGAGGAAAGUGUCCUCAUCCGCAGGUCAUGCUACACUUGUGAGGUCGCGAUCGCUCGUGGACCAGACUGAGUCCCAUCGAGCCGAAGCCAUCGAGGACUGCAUCGAGUUUCUCAACUCCUACUCGUCUCUCCACAGGUCAAGCUCGGUCUCCCUGAGCACUUGUUGAUCGACGACCAUCAUAUCCGGGCUAGCUUGGCGAUCAAUUGAUCAAACGCCUGAUUUGAUUUGAUUUGAUUUUGAUCAUGUAUUAUACUGGAGAUUGUGUCCCAGAGAUAGUAGGUGCAGUUGAUGUUCGCCGUGGACGUCACUCGAGAAUAGUAGUUCGGAUGAGUUAGCGUAGUAAGUUGAUGUGUGAACCUCAACAAUCAUACCUUGUAAUCAAAGCAAAAUCAUUGUCAAAGUGAAUACGAUGCUUGUCCCUAAACA